UGGCUGGAUGAUGUGAACUGCACAGGGGUGGAAGCUGCUCUCUCUGAGUGCCCGGCGAGGCCGUGGGGGGACCACAAUUGUUACCACGGGGAGGAUGCCAGUGCAGUUUGUUCAGACUCCGGGAUCACCGUCUCCACUUCAGUCCGCCUGGUGGGCGGCCCCCACCGCUGCUCUGGGAGAGUUGAGGUGCUUCACAACGACGUCUGGGGGACCGUCUGUGACGACCAGUGGGAUUUACGGGAGGCGAAGGUUGUGUGCAGGCAGCUGGGCUGUGGGACAGCGCUGUCGGCCCUUCCAGAGUCAAAAUAUGGGGAAGGGAAGGGCCAGAUCUGGCUAAGCGAUGUGAACUGCACAGGGACAGAAGCGUCCCUCACUGAAUGCGAGGCGAAGCCAUGGGGAGACAACAUCUGCAACCACGUGGAAGAUGCCAGCGUGGAGUGCUCAGAGGUGGACAUUCCUGAGGAGGGGCCGGUACGGCUCGUGGAUGGCCCAAACAAGUGUGCUGGGAGAGUCGAGGUGCUCCACGAGAACCGGUGGGGCAGUGUGUGUGAUGACCACUGGGACAUGAAGGACGCCAAGGUGGUGUGCAAGCAGGUGGGCUGUGGGUCACCGCUGUCGGCUCUGGGAGGUGCCCGCUAUGGGCGAGGGCCAGACAUCAUCUGGCUGGACGAUGUCGAAUGCAACGGAACGGAAGAGAGCAUCUCUGACUGUCAGGCCAGGCCUUGGGGUGAACACAACUGCUAUCACGGAGAGGACGCUGAUGUUGUCUGUGCAGUUAACAAGAACCUAGAGGAUCCAGAAGCGGCAUGA
Messenger RNA from Phaethon lepturus (White-tailed tropicbird), 810 nucleotides. Its product is annotated as scavenger receptor cysteine-rich domain-containing group B protein-like. The annotation marks the transcript as partial. Gene Ontology annotation, cellular component: membrane. NCBI's taxonomy places the organism in Eukaryota, Metazoa, Chordata, Aves, Phaethontiformes, Phaethontidae. The transcript is spliced from 4 exons. The record is from RefSeq and is a predicted model, not a curated record.